AUGAACUGGCUCCCUUUCAGAGCCACAGGGGCUCUGGCCAUUUUAAUGGUAAUCGUAUUGGUUCAUGGAGAAUUGCGAAUACAGACAAAAGGACAACAUGGACAAGAAAGGACAGAGGUGCAACAAGCUAAAAGAAGGUAUAAACGUGAAUGGGUGAAAUUUGCAAAACCCUGCAGAGAAAGAGAAGACAACUCAAAAAGAAACCCAAUUGCCACGAUUACUUCAGAUUUCCAAGCAACCCAGAAAAUUACAUACCGAAUUUCUGGGAUGGGAAUUGAUCAGCCCCCUUUUGGAAUCUUUGUUGUUGACCAAAACACUGGAGAAAUUAACAUAACAGCCAUAGUUGAUCGUGAGGAAACCCCAAGCUUCCUGAUCACAUGCCAUGCUCUAAACGCUCUAGGUCAAGAUGUAGAGAAACCACUUAUAUUAACAGUCAAAAUUUUAGAUGUCAAUGAUAAUCCUCCAAAAUUUUCACAAAGCAUAUUCAUGGGUGAAAUUGAAGAAAAUAGUGCUUCAAAUUCACUGAUCAUGAUACUAAAUGCCACAGAUGCAGAUGAGCCAAACCAUGUGAACUCUAAAAUUGCUUUCAAAAUCAUCUCUCAGGAACCCGCAGGCACACCUAUGUUUCUCCUAAGCAGACACACUGGGGAAGUUCGCACUUUGACCAAUUCUCUUGAUCGAGAGCAAGUUAGCAGUUAUCAUCUGGUUGUGAGUGCUGCAGACCUAGAUGGAGAAGGACUGUCAACUCAGUGUGAAUGUAGGAUUAAUGUGAAAGAUGUCAAUGAUAAUUUCCCAAUGCUUAGAGAAUCUCAGUAUUCAGCAUAUAUUGAGGAAAAUACUCUAAGUCCUGAAUUGCUUCGAUUUCAAGUAAUAGAUUGGGAUGAAGAGUUCACAGAUAAUUGGCUUGCAGUCUUUUCCUUUACCUCUGGAAAUGAAGGGCAUUGGUUUGAAAUACAAACUGAUCCCAGAACUAAUGAAGGCAUCCUGAAGGUGGUUAAGGCUUUAGAUUAUGAACAACUACAAAACGUGCAACUUGGUAUUGCUGUCAAAAACAAAGCUGAAUUUCACCAAUCAGUAAUUUCUCAAUAUCGAAUUCAGUCAACUCCAAUCACAAUUCAGGUAAUAAAUGUGAAAGAAGGAAUUACAUUCCGCCCGGCUUCCAAGACAUUUACUGUGCAGAAAGGCAUAAGCAGUAAAAAGUUGGUCAAUUAUAUUCUGGGAACGUAUCAAGCCAUCGAUGAAGAAACUGGCAAAGCUGCUUCAUAUGUCAGAUAUACCAUGGGACGUAACAAUGGUGGCUUGCUAAUUAUUGAUUCAAAAACUGCGCAAAUCAAAUUCAACAAAAACAUAGAUCGGGAUUUUACUUUCAUAGUUAACAAGACAAUCACAGCUGAGGUUCUGGCCAUAGACGAAAACACCGGUGAAACUUCCACAGGCACCAUAUAUGUUGAAGUACCUGAUUUUAAUGAAAAUUGUCCUACAAUUGUCCUCGAAAAGGAAAUUAUUUGUAGUUCAUCACCUUCAGUUGUUGUCUCAGCUAGAGCACUGGACAGUGAUAAAUAUACUGGUCCUUACACAUUUUUACUGGAGGAACAACCUUUCAAGUUGCCGGUUUUGUGGACAAUCACAGAACUAAAUGCUACAUCAGCACUACUAAGAGCCCAGCAGCCGAUCUCCCCUGGAGUAUACAGAAUUUCCCUCCUAGUUACGGACAGACAGUCCAGGCAGUGCGAGACCCCAGACAGCUUGACUGUGGAGGUCUGUCAGUGUGACAACAGGGACAUCUGCAGGACUUCUGACUCCAGCAAAGACCGUCAGCCCACGUACCGGACGCUGGCAUCAGGGGAGCUGGGACCUGCCGCCAUCGGCCUUAUAAUCCUCGGUCUUCUGAUGCUGCUGUUGGCCCCUCUCCUACUGCUGACCUGUGAUGGUGGGGCAGGCCCUCUAGGGGGUGCUACAGGUGGGUUCAUCCCAGUCCCUGAUGGUUCAGAAGGAACACUUCAUCAGUGGGGGAUCGAAGGAGCCCAGCCUGAAGACAAGGAAAUCACAAAUAUUUCUGCACCACUUAUAACAGCUAAUGGAGCUGAAUUAAUGGAAAAUUCUGAAGUCUGUACAAAUACAUAUGCAGGCGGGACAGUGGCAGAAGGAGCUUCAGGAAUAGAAAUGACUACCAGGCUUGGUGCAGCUACGGGAUCUGGAACUUCUGCGGGAUUUGGAGCAGCCACUGGACUUGGCACCUGCUCUGCCGGACAGUCUGGAACAAUUAGAACGAGGCAUUCCACUGGAGGAACCAACAGGGACUGUGCUGAGGGAGCAAUAAAUGUGACUUUCCUGGACUCCUACUUUUCUCAGAAAGCAUUUGCCUGCGCAGAGGAAGAUGACAACCGGGAAGCAAAUGACUGUCUGUUGAUCUAUGACAAUGAAGGGAUGGACGCUCCGAGUUCUCCUGUGGGCUCUCUGGGUUGUUGCAGUUUUAUUGCCGAUGAACUGGAUGACACCUUCUUGGACUCCUUAGGCCCUAAAUUUAAAAAACUUGCAGAGAUAAGCCUAGGCGUAGAUGACGAAACCAAACAAUCUCAGUUAUCCACCAAAGAAAGUGGUUCUGGGAUUGAAACCUGUGGCCAUGGUGUAGAAGUCCAGCAGGCAGGAACUGUUAGGUGCCAGACUUUGCAAGACAGUCAAGGAGCUUCUGCUCUGUCUGCUUCCGGGUCUGUCCUCCAGCCAGCCAUUUCCAUCCCUGGCUCUCUGCAGCAUAACUAUUUGGUAGCAGAGACUUACUCAACUUCUGGUUCCUUUGUGCAAUCUUCCACUGCAGGCUUUGAUCCAAUUCUCUCACAAAAUGUAACAGUGAUGGAAAGGGUGGUUUGUCCUGGCAACCUACAGGGUCCGAUGGAGUUAUGAGGGUCACGUACUGUGAUCUGUACCGAAGAUCCUUGCUCCCGUUUGAUCUGACCAGAAUGAACUGGAAUAACAUGCUGACCAAAUCUAAAUGGUUGGACCAAAUUCUACAAAGUAGCAUAGCAAAGCUCACCGUAUUGUUCUAAUCUGGCACUUAU
This is a messenger RNA of Choloepus didactylus (southern two-toed sloth), 3056 nucleotides long. It is a transcript of the gene DSG3, whose product is annotated as desmoglein 3. The transcript is spliced from 16 exons. Gene Ontology annotation, cellular component: plasma membrane; desmosome. Gene Ontology annotation, biological process: homophilic cell-cell adhesion. Lineage: Eukaryota; Metazoa; Chordata; Mammalia; Pilosa; Megalonychidae. Gene Ontology annotation, molecular function: calcium ion binding. The coding region runs from base 1 to 2901 and encodes 966 amino acids. The record is from RefSeq and is a predicted model, not a curated record.